UCAUCAACUGAUAUCAAUCAGUCGUCGUUGGUGCUGUCAUCCACAAUGAAACAGACACCCAUCAACUCAAGUAUCUUGUGCAAUGACUAUGGUAGUAUCAGUUCGUUUGAAAGGACGAAUAUCAAUGGUCAGUUUAGUGUGGAUAAGCCAAGUGUAAAGGAGAGAGUUAUUGUUAAAUUGACUUGCACGAAUAAAGGCAUUUCUAGUUUCAAGUUACUAUUUGAAUGUUAUUAUCUUUGGUGUAAAUUACUCUGUUUCUAUACUUGGUUGAUGAGAUAUGUCGUGUGUUUGUUGGUCAUCUAUAUUCUACGAUACAAUGACAUGGGCGUGUUGCCGUUCAGAUUUGAGGAUAUAGCUGAUAGAAGGAAGUUAGCAAAUGAACUCUGCGACGAUUUUCCAACCUAGAGCGUCAACCUGAGAAGGGUUGUAGGCGUACUGCUGUAAGUCCUACAGUUCUUCAAAGGGUAGCGCAUCAAUGAGCAGUCCAAUGUGCUUGGUGUGUGAUUUUGUACAUAUGUUCAUAUUGUAU
This is a messenger RNA of Trichobilharzia regenti, 529 nucleotides long. The record is from the annotation of a GenBank genome assembly. NCBI's taxonomy places the organism in Eukaryota, Metazoa, Platyhelminthes, Trematoda, Strigeidida, Schistosomatidae.